Penicillium daleae is the source of this 294-nucleotide messenger RNA. RefSeq lists its product as uncharacterized. The transcript is spliced from 3 exons. Bases 1 to 294 code for a protein of 97 amino acids. Lineage: Eukaryota; Fungi; Ascomycota; Eurotiomycetes; Eurotiales; Aspergillaceae. The record is from RefSeq and is a predicted model, not a curated record.
AUGUCAGGCCGUGGCUCCAACUUCCGUUGGAUUGAAGAGGAACCGGACCCGGCCUACCCCCCCAAUCGCCCCAGCUCGUACGAGGGCCAUUGUUAUGAAUGUAACAGAACUGGCCAUCUUUCUGGUCAUCCCGCUUGCUGGGUGGCGAAGCUUCGUCAUUCGUUGAUCAACCACUACGAGGCAAAGAUUGCCGCGCUGGAGGCCCGCCUCAGCGAAGCUGAGAACUCUCGUUUGAUCACCAUCAACACCACCCUCGAAAUCGGAAGCCCCCCUUCCGUUAUUGCUCGCUCGUAA